AUAAAUGAAUAAGAACCACGACUACCCUAUAACAGGCGAGCGCGUACUUCUCUCGGUCUCUCGGUCUCAAAAUCCCCAAUUCUGAAAACCAAAUCAGGACGAUCGGUUUAGCGUUCUGGAAUCGAAACAAUCUUGAUCGGAAAUCUUCCGCUUGUUUGUCAAACAGUUACUUGCUGUAAACAGCCUAGGCAUACUUGGAUCUUUGCCAAUGGACAAAGGAGUGCCUCCUACCCUCUUUGUUAAUGAUGGUUCAUUCAUGGAAAGGUUCAAACAGCUUCAACAGGAGAAGGAGAAGGAAAAGGAUAAGGGUGCCAAACUAGAGGUGUCUAAACCAAUCAAAAUUAAAUCGGGGUCAUUGACUCCUAACCACAACAUUAGUAGAACAGGCGGGGAACUUAAGACUAAUGAUACACGCAAGAACCCCCAGGCUGCUUCAGGUGGAAAACUUGCUUUUAGCUUGAAACAAAAGUCAAAGAUUGUGGCGCCUCCUGUUAAGUUAGGUGCAGACGAGGAUGAAGAUGACACGGAUGCCGGGAAAGUUUCAGCUGAUGCACCAACGAAACGGCAGAAGUUAGAUCAAGCAGAUGCCUCUGAGCAUUCAGCAAGACAAGUGGAUGUUGCACCACCUUCUCCAAGUGAUCCUACAGUGAAGAUAGUUGCUGACAAAUUAGCAAGUUUUGUGGCUAAAAAUGGAAGGCAAUUUGAGCAUAUUACACGUCAAAAAAAUCCUGGAGACACACCUUUUAAGUUUCUAUUUGACGAGAGUUGCGCAGAUUUCAAAUAUUAUGAGUAUCGGCUUGCUGAAGAGGAAAAGGGUCUGUCUCAGACUAGAGAACCCCAAACAUCUUAUAAUGGUGGUACAAGCACUUCAGCUUCUAAAUCCACUAGCGGUUCCCAAAGGUCUCUUGAGCAGCAUAACUAUCAAACCCCUGCCACUGCUUUAUAUGAAGCCACUGAAGAUCCGAGAGUUCAAACAACUUCAGCAGGAAGAUCUGGUGAAGCUAGUGCACCAACAUUUGCAGAUCCCAUAGCAAUGAUGGAGUUCUACGUGAAGAAGGCUGCACAGGAAGAGAGAUUGAGACAGCCUAAACAGUCAAAAGACGAAAUGCCUCCACCUGCUUCUCUUCAAGGAGGUCCUGGGAAGAAAGGGCAUCACAUGGGUGAUUACAUCCCACCAGAAGAGCUUGAGAAGUUCUUGGCUACUUGUAAUGAUGCAGCUGCGCAGAAAGCUUUCAAAGAGGCUGGUGCCAAGGCAAAAAUUCAGGCUGAUAACGUGGGGCAUAAACUCUUGUCUAAAAUGGGUUGGAAAGAAGGUGAGGGUCUGGGCAGCUCCAGAAAUGGUAUUGCAGAUCCAAUCAUGGCAGGUAAUGUUAAGAAGGACCACUUGGGGGUUGGUGCUUCCCAACCUGGGGAGGUGACCGCUGAUGAUGAUAUAUAUGAGCAGUACAAGAAGCGGAUGAUGCUUGGUUAUCGUUUCAGACCUAACCCUCUGAACAAUCCCCGGAAAGCUUACUAUUGAGCAACUAUAAUCUGGAAGUCUGCAUGUGAAGAUUGUCUUCAAGAAAUAACUUGAAGUUAGAUGCUUAAAAUGGUGGUGUAAAAGAAAAAAAGGGAUUUGGUUCUAUUUUGGAAAAUCAUAAUUUUAUGGAUUCUUAUUUUUGUGAAUUGUGAAUUGUGAAUUUAAGUGUUUGACAAACUAUAUAACCUUUCUUUUAGAAUAUACUUUGAGCAAUAUUAGUGUUCCUCUUCA
Messenger RNA from Alnus glutinosa, 1750 nucleotides. Its product is annotated as SURP and G-patch domain-containing protein 1-like protein. The record is from RefSeq and is a predicted model, not a curated record. Lineage: Eukaryota; Viridiplantae; Streptophyta; Magnoliopsida; Fagales; Betulaceae. Gene Ontology annotation, biological process: RNA processing. The transcript is spliced from 9 exons. Gene Ontology annotation, cellular component: nucleoplasm. Gene Ontology annotation, molecular function: RNA binding. The coding region runs from base 209 to 1519 and encodes 436 amino acids.